GCUCUCGCACACAGCUGCAGAGCGAGUGCUGCAGUGCGAGCGCAGCAGGGGGGGUUGGACUCUUGAAUUGAUCAGCAAACUAAAUAAAAAAUAAAUAGCAGACAGCCUCAGUAACGGCGCUAACUGCCUCGUCGUGCCGCAGUAGCCUCCUAUGUGGAGCUCCGCAGCGGUACCGCGGCGACGCAGGCCGACAUGGAGGAGUAUCUGCGGAGGGUCGACUGCAGACGUGGGGCCCCCGUGUCCGAGAAGUCACUCCACGCUGUGUUAGGCGGUCCGGAAGCAGAUGUUGACACUGUGGCCGCCACGCUGUGCUUAGCGCUACACCUCAACCAGAGGGAGCCAUCAGGCGGGGUGUGUGUGCCGCUGCUGUGCGGCCGGUGUGGCGAUGCUGCGUUGCCCGGGGAGACGGUGAGCUAUCUGCAGAGGGUCAACGUGUGUGAGAGCCUCUUACUGUGGAAGGAUGACGUGGACCUGGUCGGGAAUCAUCAGGCUGGAAAACUCACGCUAACACUGCUGAGGGACGGAUUGCUGGACAGCACCGAGCGCCACAUUUUCGAGUCCAGCAUCCUGCGAGUGGUCCAUCACGACAGCGAGCAGGACGCGGGGGAUGAUGGGCCAGCCUCGGCGGUGAUGACGGUCGCCAGAGAGCUUCUUCAAGAAGCACCGGAGCACAUCGGAGCGCCGCUGAGGGAGAGCCUCGGAGAGGCGUUGCGUCUCCAAAGCGAAGCGUUCGGGCUCAAACAUGGCCGCCAAUCCGCACAACUGCAGGAGCUGAUGAGACGUUUGCAGCAGCGGAGCGACGUCUCUGCCAGUCAGCGCAGCAAGGGGGCGCUACCAGACCUGGAGCAUCUCCUGUCCAAGGAGCUCAGAGAGUUUUCUGAUGGAGAGAUGACCAUAGCGCUCACCUCGGUCGCUGUAGGCCAGGAGCGCUGGUGCGAUUACGAAGACGCAUUGAAGUCAUUCUGUAACCGACACCACUACGAUGGACUGUUGGUUCUCCUGUCCGUGAACGACUCGUGUGAUCCUCCUCGCCAACAGGUGACAAUCUACUCCAGCAACACAGACCUCCUCAACCAGAUCUGCUGCGAGUUGGAGGAAACAUCUAGUUGGUCUCUCUCAGGUGAACUAGAGGCCAGGGCGUGUUUCCAGGUAUAUCACGUCCCCCUAAACACCCCCUCUUCUUCGGGUACUUCUCUGCUGGAGGAGGAGGUGCGUUGCCUUCUCAAGGAGUUUAUGGAUCGGCGGUGCUCCGUGCUGGCCUGUCACCCGAGCAGCAGGACAUCCUCCACCGAAGGGGUGGCCGGGAGCGUCGAGUUCUCCCAGGGAUCGUCUGGCAUCAAUGACAUGGAUGGCUCCGACACGGAGAGAGGUGAAGGAGGCAGUGGAGCUGUGGUAGCAAUAGAAAGGGGGGUGGCAGAGGGUGAGGAGGACACGGGAGGAGUUGGAGCAAUUGGGGAACUUCUGAGCCCUGACAGUGGUAUGAACACCAUCCGCAGCAGCCGCUCCUCCAAGGAGAGUUCGGUGUUCCUCAGUGAUGACAGCCCAGUUGGCGAGAUUCUUGGUGCAGGUCCCGGGGGUCUCCUGCUGAGGAACCCCUCUCCUCUUGGCUUAUCUUCUCUCUCCCCUCCUGUGCCACCUGAGAGGAGGAGUCGGCGCUCCAGCAAAAAGAAGAGUGACCACUUGGACCAGUUUAGUUUUGAUGGGCUUCAUCCACAGCCCAUCCUUCCAAAUCCUGGAGGAAAAUUAGAUGAUGACAGGCAAACAGCAAGAAGCUCAAGCCUGUCGGAAUACGAAGAACUAAACAUGCUGGAUUUCUCUGCGCCCAGUUCUUUGGGCGGCCUUGAAAGCAGGCAGUCUUCAACUGAUCCUGAUGGUCAAAUCCAUGGCGUCGAGAUGAUGGACACUGUUGUUCCUCCGACUCCAGUUAACAGUCUGGUAGGUGGUCACCCAUCCAGCAGUUGCGGUGUCAGGUUCUUUCCUGAGGAUGUGGUGGAGAGAAUCAGUGGCCUGCAGCACAAGGACAGUGUCUCGUCGUCCUUGUCUGAAACCUGGGAGGAACUUGGUUUUGACGUACCUUCCUCUAAUGAUGCAUGGAAUAAAACCAGAGAGAGCCCGCAGAACCUGGAGGAAGUAAGGCGCAAAGAUUCAGAAGGUGGCAUGACAGGAAGGAGACGGGAAGGGAGGUCGCAAAGGGACUUGAGCCUUGAACCACAACUUAGUCUGAUCACUGAGCAGACAGACUCACAAGACAACUGGAACCCAGAUUCUGUACUGAGGGAUCAGUGGAACUCAGUGACUGUGGCUGAUCUGCAGCUGACCCCACCAGAUGAGGAAGUAGUUACAAAAGGCAAAGAAGGUCUCUUUGGAGUGAAAGAAACAACUUCACAGAAAAAGAAAACCAUCCCAAACACGUUAACACCUGACACCUCUAAGGAGGAUGAUGAAGAGGCACAGGGGAAAAGAGGAAGUGGGCAAACACUAGACUUCUGGACCUACUCUGCACAGAAGGGCUUUCUGAAGUCUGACAGCGGAACCACAACCUCUUACCCUGAAUCCCUAGAUAUGUGGAACAUGACCAUUCGGGAUGACAGCUUCUCGCCUCUCACCACCCCUGAGAAUUUGUCUGAUGACUCUGGAUCCUUCUGUGGGGUGACUCCUAAUGUGGGGGCCGGCACGUCUGUGGAAAGCCCACAGGGAUUUUCCUACGGUGGCAUGGCGAUGUGGAACACUACCAUACAAGAGGAUAGCUCUUCAUCAACAAGCCCAGAAGGACCCAGAAAUGACUUUGGUAGUCACACUGGUUUGUUGGAUGGACGUGAUACUCCUAAGUCACGGGGAGGAGAAGCAGCAGGAAAGGAUACCAAGUGGAACAGUCAACAGCAGAAUGUCCAAAUAGUCAUAGAGGGGGAAGAAGGUAGAAUAUCACACACGAGCAACCUUGUUUCUGUUCCUCGUAUGGUCAUCUCCACCUCAGAGUAUGAUAAUGUAAAAGCCUGCAGCCUGUCAUCCUCCCCCGAAGCCCACACAAGUCCUGCUGUAGAUAUGAUCCACCUAGAAGAGCAGUCCAGCCCAUUUAUUGCUGUGACUAAACCUACUGAUGAAAGGACAAGACAGAUGGAAUCCGAUCUGGGAAUUUCAGACAAAGUAUUUAUUUUUGAAGGACAUAGUGAGUUGAGUAACAGUAAAUUAGCGAACAAUGACUCAGUUGAUCAACCAAGUCUUGGUUCUCCGUUUAUUCUAGUUGACGACUCUCAGGCAGAGGAUUCUUUAUCCCUAAGCCCAGGGAGUUUGAGAAGUCCUGGACUGGCACCACCAUCCAACAGUUUACCAGGAAGUGUUGCCCACAUUGACAACCAAAGCCAAGAAGGUCCAAUGGAGGGUUCCACAAGGGAUACCGUAUCACUGAGCCCAGGUGGGGAGAGAGAGACCCUCAAGUCGAGCCCAGACAGCCUUCACCCUGGCAGUCAUGACGAACUCCGCUCUAAUUCUGACGGGGAUUCUUCAUCAGGCCUAGAAAUGGAAUACAUUAUCGUUCCCGGCACAGUAAAGGAAGCGGAGAGGGAAAGAGGGCACAGGCCCAGAGGAUCAAGGAAGCCCAUGGAGACAUUUAGCAUGCUGUCUUAUGCUGCUUCGGUGCUCAAAGCUCAAACUCAGGAGACCUCACAGAAAACCAGACAAACCCAAGUUACCAAACAAUUCCAAACGCAACAUGAAGCAGAGUCAACCUGCGGAGCACGCAAACCUUUUCAGACGUUCAACCAAAGCCACCCACCUCAAACUAAAACUGAAGUUAUUCACCAGUCUGAGUCAAGGCAAGAAAUUCAAGAGGGGAACUAUGAGGACAAACCGAUCAGCGCGGGCAGAAGCAUGUCACCCUCGCUAAGACAUCCUUCCGAUCACUUCCUAAAAACCAGAGAGGAGGUUUACGUCCACUCCCAAAUCUCCAUGGAAGACUCUGAUUCAGAUAGCGCGCGGUCACCAGCCGCCACAACUCCACCACCCCACCCCACGUCUCCGGGCAACUUCCACGUUUGGAGGGCUGCUUCGCCAAGGCAUGACACCCCUCAGUCAUCAUGCGAAUCCCCGUCACUUAGCAACAGUUCCGCAUCCCACACCAGCUCUAUGGUUAGCACGCCUGUGAGCGAGUCGGGAGGCCCAGGUAACAAAGCUCUUGGAUUACCUUUUUCUGGAGAUUUAAUGGAGGAGAAUGACGAGGAAGAGGCGGAUAUACAUCAGCCAGCGUCGGGGCUGAGCUCCCAUGAUCUGUUAAGUUUCACAGAGGAACUUGUUGGAGGUUGUCAACUGGAGCCCACCAGUGGAAUGUUCCAAGAGGACAUUCUGGAUUAUUAUGGACAUGCUGAGAGGACUGAUGGUAGCUCAGCUGAACACCAAAUUGGAGGUCACCAAAGCUAUUCUCCAGUUUUAGGGACUGAAAAGCAGGAAGGCGGCGACCUCAGACGCAGUGCCUCCGACAUCUACGCAGAGUUUACCACCGACGCCCCCACGCCGACAGAGCGUCCCGAGAGCUACUCUGAACCUCGUCGCGGUCAAUACGAGCAGCCUGUCAGGAAGGAUCACGCUCAGUAUGUGCUGGAGGGAUACGCCCACUUCCUGAUGUCACGCUCCCUUCGCGAGGACGGCGGAGCAGCGAUGAUGAUGAUGGGGAGGACCUCCAGUGAGGAGGUGGAGGACACUGAGAACAGGGAAGACCCUCCCUCGUCUGCAGAUGUGUCGGCCGGCUCCAGUCAGAGGAGGAAGCUGGCAGCUCCGCCCAUGAACGUGUCGCUGGACCGCAGCGAAGGUUCUCUCCUCUCAGAAGACGCCUUGGACACGGAAGAAGAGGACGAGGCUCUGGACACCGGCGAUGACCUGGAUGUCAACAUAGAGGAGCUGGACACAUCCGAUGAGGAGUUUAACGCACGCGGGGACUCUGAGGGGUCCAGUGUAGCGGCAGGAGCUGCAAGUGGUGGAGAAGAUGAUGGCCGACUGUGGAGGAGCGUUGUGAUUGGAGAGCAGGAGCAUCGCAUUGACAUGAAGUGCAUUGAGGCUUACAAGAGAGUUGUCUCCCAUGGGGGUUAUUACGCUGAACAGAACGCUAUCAUCGUGUUUGCGGCCUGCUUCCUGCCAGACAGUGACUGCGACAACUACCACUAUGUCAUGGAAAACCUGUUUUUGUAUGUAAUAAGCACCUUGGAGCUCAUGGUAGCAGAAGACUACAUGAUCGUCUACCUGAAUGGUGCCACGCCUCGCAGGAGGAUGCCCGGCUUCACGUGGAUGAAGAAAUGCUACCAAAUGAUUGACAGGAGACUGAAGAAGAACCUGAAGAUGUUCAUCAUUGUUCAUCCUUCCUGGUUUAUAAGAACAUUGCUGGGCAUCACCAGACCCUUCAUAAGCUCAAAAUUCAGCAGUAAGAUCAGGUAUGUGAGUAGUCUGCAGGAGCUCGGACAGAUCAUCCCCAUGGAGUACGUCCACAUUCCACCCAGCAUCGUCAAGUAUGACCAGGAGAGGGCUACACAAACAUUUGCAUGCAUGAGGCUGGACACAGAUUUAAAGGACGCUGCAGGAAAGGCUGACAGGAAGAGGAGUUUGGCCGUUUGACAAAUGGACGGAUGGCGGCUUGCUCUCUUGUCUUGUCUUCUCGCUGUGACAUCACUUUCCACGGCAGAGAACAUGAGUGGGCCUCUUAGCGUAAAGGACUGGCGACAGUAAAAAAAAAACAAAAAAACAACGCAUUUACACGCCCAGUGUCAAAGAGAAAAGCGCUCAUUGGAAUCCAUUUAUUCAUAUUUCUGGCUUUGUUAAUCACCCACUUGACUAAUAAAUAAUCACGACCCUCUCUUAUGCACUAUUAACAUUUUGGACCAUUCGACAACUACGUCAGAGUUUACACACACACACAUACAUGAAAUGACUGUACUGUACAAACGUCUACAUAAAUAACACAUGAUGCUGCUGUCAGCCAACAGUUAAUCUUUCUAUCACUGUGAACCUGUGAGGUCAUUAAGGUAGCAUCAUAGCACUUGAAUGUCUCUGCAGUGACUUGUGCAUGCUGUGUGUAUGCGUGCGUGCGUGCGUGCGUGCGUGCGUGUGUGUGAGACAGGUAUGGAUGAAAUAUUGCAAAGAACGCAAGUACUUUUAUUUGUUAUUCCCCGGCCAGUGUCAAGUGAAUAUAAAUGUGCCAGAUGUCUUACUUUGUAACUGCUCGUUCCAAGACAAAAAACGCAGGUCAUCCACUUGACUGUUUUAAAGUUUAAAUUCUUUACUGAGAACACGAACAAAUAAAAACUUCGACCAAACUGAGCCCGUGUGCUUAUUUUUGACAUAAAUUGCAAGUUAAAGAAGUGUGAGUAAAUCCUCACU
Dunckerocampus dactyliophorus (ringed pipefish) is the source of this 6360-nucleotide messenger RNA. Its product is annotated as protein prune homolog 2-like. The coding region runs from base 193 to 5598 and encodes 1801 amino acids. The transcript has 20 exons. The record is from RefSeq and is a predicted model, not a curated record. Gene Ontology annotation, molecular function: exopolyphosphatase activity. NCBI's taxonomy places the organism in Eukaryota, Metazoa, Chordata, Actinopteri, Syngnathiformes, Syngnathidae. Gene Ontology annotation, cellular component: cytoplasm.